Molecule: messenger RNA, 827 nt
Organism: Rubroshorea leprosula
Lineage: Eukaryota; Viridiplantae; Streptophyta; Magnoliopsida; Malvales; Dipterocarpaceae
Source: the annotation of a GenBank genome assembly
GCCCAGCCUUGCUCUGCACCAGAUCCCCUGCCUUUCUGCGCCCGAAUCGCCUGCACUCUGCUCCAACCAUCACUGGCAAUCAUGCCCCUGCAUGCCCGAGCCAUCAUGCCCCCCCUACGCCCCUCUGCUGCACCAGAUCCCCUGCCCUUGCUGCCCAGCCUUGCUCUGCGCCCCAAUCCCAUGCCCCUGCCUUCUGCACGCUACAGCCAUACAGAAAAAAAUCAAAAUUGGCAUCAUUGGUGAUUGACAGAACAAGCCCUUUUUUUUAUUUCAUUUUUAUUUUUAUCAUUUUGGGUGUAUAUAUAGAGCAAAAGCAGAGUAGAGGGGGGGUCGGUGGUUGGAGAGUUUUUGGAGUUUGAUUUAGGGGGGUCUUUAGGUUGAUGGUGGAGUUUUGAGUUUGAUUUUGGUGGAUUUUGGCUGUUUGAUUUUGAGGGGAUUGAUUUUUCUUUCUUGGUUGAUUCUGGGGUUCUUUGGUUUUGAGUUUUGGUGUUGACGGCAAAGAAAAGAGAGGGAUUUUAGCUAGAGGGAAAGCAGCAGCUUGAGAGGAGAUCGUUAAGCUCUUAAAGAAGUGACUGUUUUUGGAAGCUGUGUUUCUGGAUUUGUCUUUGCUUUAGGUAUUUUUCUUCAACAGAGGAGUCCUUUUUGGGGAGGCACUGAGGGGAAUGAUCUGUGCUUGAGCCCGUGGGUGGGAUCGUCCAGAUCGGACUCCGAUCUGUUACCCAGAAAACUCUGCCGUGUUUGUUUCUUUUAUCCUCUUGUUUCUGUUAUCUGCUUUCAUGAUGUUAUGUUUGUAUAUGUUUACCUGAAAAUGAAUGAGAAUCUAUGUU